GGAUCACACCUACCCCAUUCGGUGAAGGAAAAAGCACAACUGUGUUUGGACUAGUGCAAGCGCUCUGCAAAUUUUUGCAUCAGAAUGCGCUGGCUUGCGUUCGACAGCCGUCACAAGGGCCAACUUUCGGGAUUAAAGGAGGUGCUGCGGGAGGUGGCUAUGCUCAAGCAAUUCCAAUGGAGGAGUUUAAUCUCCAUCUGACGGGCGAUAUUCAUGCAAUCACCGCCGCACAUAAUCUUCUCGCUGCAGCGAUUGAUGCUAGAUUGUUCCAUGAGAAAACACAGAGUGACGAGGCACUGUUCAACAGACUUGCGCCGGUUAACAAAAGCGGUAUUCAUUUUUAA
This is a messenger RNA of Gongylonema pulchrum, 344 nucleotides long. The record is from the annotation of a GenBank genome assembly. NCBI's taxonomy places the organism in Eukaryota, Metazoa, Nematoda, Chromadorea, Rhabditida, Gongylonematidae.